AGCUGUAACAGUUCCGCGGUGACUGUGCCUUUUCUUUUUGCUUUUCUAAACCUCGGGCAGCAUUCGUCGGCUGAGGUUUGUCAGAACAUCUGGAUAUUUACAUCACCAUGGACGUGGACGAGAAUCCUCCUGAGGCCCUUCACCCCACCUGCUGCCUGGCUUCCGAGGGGACGUUGAGAGAGAUUGAGGUCAACUUGCUGGAGUGUAAAGUCUGCUUUGAAAUGUUUGAUUCUCAACAGAAGCUGCGGAGGCCGCAGAACCUGUGCUGUGGCCAUGUGCUGUGUCAGGAGUGCAUCACGGCCCUGGCCCACCCUCUCCUCAGGAAGCUGGAGUGUCCAUUCUGCAGACAGCUGUGCAGCGUUGAUGGGACCUCCCAGUGCCAGGUGCUCUGUGACCUGCAGGAGCUGAUGUUGCCCCGGAGCCCCUCAUCCUCUGCCUCUCCUCCCUGUGCAAAAAAAAUUGACGGUUGCUUAGCCUCAAACGUGAAAUUAACCGCCACCCUGCAACUCAGCUGUGCAUUUGGUGGCUGGGGUACUCUCAUCAACCCUACUGGGAUUGCUGCUUUGGGAUCUUCUGGGACUUUAGUUGUGGUGCACGAUGGGGAGAAGAGGAUUGUGGUUUUCAACCAACAAGGAAGGAAGCUGAACAGCUUUGGGCGAAGAGGAAAAGCCAGUAGCAGGAUUUGCUACCCAAUGGAUGUAGCAGUGGCUCCCAAUGGUUAUGUGGUGGUGACGGAUGCGGGGGAUAAAGCCGUGAAGGUUUUCUCCUCCAGGGGGAAUCACGUGUUAACGGUGAAAGACAUCUUCCAGCUACCCUGGGGGGUGGAUACAGACAGCUGUGGGAGCAUCCUGGUCUCGGAUGAUCGGGCUGGUACACUGUCCCUGGUAAAAGUGGACUAUGGUCUUGGCAUGAUUGCGCAUCAUCAAACAGCCAUCUCAGACCUGCAUUGUCCCAGAGCAGUGGCCUGCUGUCAGGUAACUGGAAACACUGCAGUGAUGGAGCACCCCGCUGAUGUUGCACAUCCAACAGAGAGACACCAAUACACGAGACUGAAAGUGUUUACAAAAGACUUCCAUCUCAUCUACCAGACGGACAGCUUUAGCCUGAACCUGCAGUCCACAGUGAGGCUCAGCAUGUCGGCUGUGGUUUUUGACGGAGACGGAGAUGUGAUUGUGACUGACUCCAAUCAGGGGUUGGUUUGUAGUUUGGGGAAGCUCCAGAAUGGUCCAAUUAUAACUCCUCUUGUGGGGAACCAUCUCAUCCGACCAGUUGGACUGGUUUUACUGAACAACAUGCUCAUCGCCCUGGAUGCUGGUGACCAUACGGUGAAGAUUUAUUCUUCUAAACAAGAUACCAGCCCUACAAGUUAGCUUGUAUGUGAAGAAACUCAACGUAGGAUGUACUUUGAGUUUCUUCACACGGGGUACUGAUGAGAGAAAUUCCAUUCAUCAAUAAUCCGCAUAUAUUCCUAUUCAGAGUUACAGGGAUCUUUUUGGGCAAAAGGUAGCUGUUCAGCCGGGACAGGUCACCAGUCCAGGGAGGGUAAUGUGUGAAAAAUUAAAUAACAUUAAGUGAAAAUGUCAUAAAUAACAAAUGUCACUGUACUUUUGUUUUUUUCCCCGUAUAAUAAAAUCAAUGCAUUUUC
This is a messenger RNA of Cololabis saira (Pacific saury), 1645 nucleotides long. Its product is annotated as E3 ubiquitin-protein ligase NHLRC1-like. Gene Ontology annotation, biological process: proteasome-mediated ubiquitin-dependent protein catabolic process; protein polyubiquitination; negative regulation of translation. The record is from RefSeq and is a predicted model, not a curated record. The transcript has a single exon. The coding region runs from base 108 to 1370 and encodes 420 amino acids. Gene Ontology annotation, molecular function: translation repressor activity; ubiquitin protein ligase activity; protein binding. NCBI's taxonomy places the organism in Eukaryota, Metazoa, Chordata, Actinopteri, Beloniformes, Belonidae.